UGCUUGGCUUCUGUCUGCCUGCUUCUUCAGCUGAGGGCUGGGGGCUGCCUUUCUGGAGACAAUGACCAUUUUUUGACAAUCCAUCAGCGGAAGAGUGGAAAACCUGUGUUUAUCUAUCACCAUGUGCAGAGUGUGGAGAAAAGUUUGGAUACAGACAGUUAUAAGAAUUCCAAACAAAAUUUCCACUUUUCUUCCCACACUGAAAUAAGCAAGUUGCACCCUGCUAUAAUUGUUAAAUCAGCCUUCCCUAGACCUGCAUAUGACCCAUCCCUCAACCUGUUAGCUAUGACUGGUCAAGAUCUGGAAGUGGAAAAUCUUCCCAUUCCUGCAACGAAUGUGAUUGUUGUGACACUGCAAAUGGAUGUGAAGAAGCUGAACAUCACACUUCUUCGGGUAUUUCGCAAAGGAGUGGCAGCAGCACUGGGACUCUUACCUCAGCAAGUUCACAUCAACAGGCUCAUUGGGAAGAAGAACUGUGUGGAACUGUUUGUGUCCCCACUGAAUACCAAGCCAGGAAUUUCUGAGGCACUCCCAUCUGAAGAAGUGCUGCGUUCCCUUAACAUCAACAUUUUGCAUCAGAGCUUAUCCCAGUUUGGAAUAACAGAAGUCUCCCCUGAGAAAAACGUUUUGCAAGGCCAGCAUGAAGCAGACCAAAUCUGGAGCAAAGAAGGAUUUUACGCCGUGGUCAUCUUUCUCAGCAUCUUUGUCAUCCUAGUAACUUGCUUGAUGGUUCUGUACAGACUAAAGGAGAAGAUCCAGUUGUCACUGAGACAAGAGAAGAAAAAGAAGCAGGAGAUCCACCUCUCACCCCUUCCCCUGCAGACAUCUCAGUCUGAGUAUAAGACUACCAACAGCAUGGUCCAGCCUGAACAGGCUCCAAAGGUUGUCAGUGUUGUGGUGGACCCUCAAGGGCAGUGUGCUCCUGAGCACAAACCUCCCCUGUGUGCCAGUCCGUCUCCAUUCAGAAUGAAACCUGUGGGGCUCCAGGAAAGACGAGGGUCCAAUGUCUCCCUGACUCUGGACAUGAGCAGCCUGGGAAGUGUGGAACCUUUGGUGGCUGUGCCGACUCCCCGGGAGAAGGUAGCUCUGGAGUACCUGCAGUCGGCCGGGCGCCUCCUGACGCGGCAGCAGCUUCGAGAGGCGGUGGCAUGUUCUCAUCUGCUGCAGACAGAAUUCAUGGAAAUACCGAUGAAUUUUGUGGAUCCCAAAGAAAUUGACAUCCCGAGCCAUGGAACUAAAAACCGCUAUAAAACAAUCUUGCCAAAUCCUCUAAGCAGAGUGUAUUUGAAACAAAAAAAUCCAUCUGACUCCUUGAGUACCUACAUAAAUGCUAACUACAUUAGGGGGUAUGGAGGUAAAGAGAAGGCUUUCAUUGCAACUCAGGGACCCAUGAUUAAUACAGUGAAUGAUUUCUGGCAGAUGGUUUGGCAAGAAGACAGCCCUGUCAUUGUUAUGAUCACAAAGCUGAAAGAAAAAAAUGAGAAAUGUGUGCUCUAUUGGCCAGAAAAAAGAGGAAUCUAUGGGAAGGUGGAAGUCCUUGUUAACAGCGUGCAAGAAUGUGAGAACUACACUGUCCGCCAGCUUACAAUAAAGCAAGGGAGUCAGUCCCAGAGUGUGAAACACUACUGGUACACAUCCUGGCCAGACCACAAAACCCCUGACAGCGCUCAGCCCCUGCUGCAGCUGAUGCUGGACGUGGAAGAGGACAGGCUGGAAUCAGCAGGCAGAGGUCCUGUCGUUGUGCACUGCAGUGCUGGUAUAGGAAGAACUGGAUGUUUUAUUGCCACAGCUAUUGGGUGCCAGCAGCUGAAGGAAGAGGGAGUUGUAGAUGCCUUGAGCAUUGUCUGCCAGCUACGAGUGGAUCGGGGUGGAAUGGUGCAGACCAGUGAACAGUAUGAAUUUGUGCACCACGCACUAAGUCUGUACGAAAGCAGACUUUCUGCAGAAGCUGUCCAGUGA
Messenger RNA from Indicator indicator, 1959 nucleotides. It is a transcript of the gene PTPRR, whose product is annotated as protein tyrosine phosphatase receptor type R. The record is from RefSeq and is a predicted model, not a curated record. Gene Ontology annotation, molecular function: protein tyrosine phosphatase activity. NCBI's taxonomy places the organism in Eukaryota, Metazoa, Chordata, Aves, Piciformes, Indicatoridae. The transcript is spliced from 15 exons. The coding region runs from base 286 to 1959 and encodes 557 amino acids. Gene Ontology annotation, biological process: protein dephosphorylation.